Molecule: messenger RNA, 2539 nt
Organism: Lepisosteus oculatus (spotted gar)
Lineage: Eukaryota; Metazoa; Chordata; Actinopteri; Semionotiformes; Lepisosteidae
Product: C2 calcium-dependent domain-containing protein 4B-like
Source: RefSeq, a predicted model, not a curated record
UGAAAUCCAAGUAAAUUUCAAUACAGACAGUAGACAGAUUAAUUUAAUAAUGAGCUUAAAUGAUCUAAUCAGAGACAUCAAGCUGUUUAGGGCUUUUUAUCUAUUAUUGAGUUUAGAAAAAAAUAUGUUUUGAUGAAAACAUGAGAUAACCGUGUCUGUGGGAGAUAUUUAAGAACAGUACUAGAACAGGGCAGACUUAAGGGGUUUACAGAACUUGUUACAUUGCAUAAUACAUGCUAGCAGAGAUGUGUAUUUUCAUACUUCUAAAGCUAUUUUCCCAUUUAACAUUUUGAGAGAGUUUGUCUAAGACCCUAAUUCAUCGGGAAACACUGCGGUGAACCCCUCCCGUUUGUAUUCGCGGAUAUAGUGCUUCACUAAACAAUCCACUAACACGUUUCCCAUGAGUAAAACACCAUCGUUAAAACAUCGCUUUAAAGUCGCGUCCCGGUGAAAGACUCUUUCAGCUGCAGAGCCACGUGAUUCACAGGGGCUGCUGCAUUGUGAUCAGUCGGGCGGUUUGUGUGUGUGUGUGGGGAAGCACACGGUGCAGAGCAUGCGAACUCCACACAGAAUGUGCCCGCUGUGCACCGGGGCGCCCCCGCUUUCAGGACCGGCGGAGCACACGAGUGGAAGAGAACGGCGAGGGUCUCCAGCCCUCAGCAACAGGCGACGUUAGGGCGACCUGUAGGUCUACCGGCGCCCCGGUCCCCAGAGCCAGGCGAGACAGCGGCGCCAAGCCCAGGAGGCGGAGCUGCCCGGUUUCCCCGGAGAGAAACGUCACCCGGGGGCUAUAUAUACGGGUCCGCCUGGUCCCGAGCAGCGGCGGUGCGGUGGCACAGAGCCGAGGCGGAGACGGCUGUGUUAGAAAACUCGCUCCGGUCAAACUCAUCUACACCUGACCAAGAAGAAGCAGCUCUUCUGUCUCAAGAAACUUAAACCUUCUCACGAGCAGAUGGGUUCUGCGGUUUGGCGACGUUUACACUGUUGUGAUUUGAUGUCCGUUUUGGAGUUACGGUCAUGAUCAGAGACGGCAGGAGACCGGGCGCCCUCUCCUCCUCUGAGUUCUUCCGAGCAAACCGUUUUUUUUCUGUCCUUGAAGACCCAGUCCUCCCUGUGAAAUGAUGCCGGUCCUGACGCCCUUGAAAAUCCGCCAAACGUCUUUGGUCGUCUUGCACUUCAAUGUCCUCGCGUCGCGGCCGCCGGCCGGUCGGGACUCCCCGACCCGGGAGAGGAAGAGACGCGUCUCGCUGCGGGACAUCGUGGUGACCCCGGACCGCAUCCCCCAGUUCACCAUUCCGCCUCUGGGGGUAUCCAGCUCCCGGGCGGCACGGAAGCUGUCCGCCUGCUCCGUCACGGGUGGCGGGGCCUGGCGGGACAUCGGCAGCCCCCGCCGGCACAGCCUGAGCGGGGUCCCUUCCGAGCCCGGCUCGCAGCCCCACCGCCGCCGGCCGGCGCCGCCGUCUCCCCUCGGCCCCGGAGGCGAGCCCGACCUGUCCGCGGACCCGGUGACCCGCGCAGCCAUGUCGCUCCCCCACCUCCCCAAAAUCACCACCCCCUACGGGUUCCUCGCCCUGGGCGAGAGCCCGUGUAUCCACCGGAACGAGUCGCUCUUCUUCGACGACGCGUCGCUCGGUCUCCGGCGGGGGAGCGCCUCUCCGUCCCCCCUCCCCCGACGCCUGUCCUCGCCCCUCGCCGAGAGCCGCCGGCGGCCUCCCUGCCGCGACACCGGGGCUCGGACCGGCCCCGGGCGCCCUGCGCCUCCGCCCUCGGCGUGCCCGGUCUCCGCCGAGCCCCGGGAGCAGGGCGCGGAGACGGGGGAGAAGACCAGGCUCCAGCGCCUGCUGAAGAAGCGCCUGGCCGACCUGCGCCGGCUCCGGCCGGGCUCCUGCUUCCUGAAGGCGCGCCGGGAGCGGCUGUCUCCCCAUCCCGCAGGGAGCGGCGCUCCGGGCGGACUGAGGUCCCAGCGGACUCGCAAGACCUGACGCCUGAACUGACCGAGCCACUCGCUGCAUGAGACCGUUGUCUCGAAUUGGCGGUCCGGGCGUGUGAGAAUAUUCAUGCUGCCAUAGGGAAUGUAUAAAAAAUAUAUAUAAUAAAGGAUGUGAUUUGCGUAACACGCCCUUUUCACACCGAUCCGUGAGAGGCAGCCGUGGUCGGUCUCAGUGGGUCUGUCUGUGGUCCUAUACAGCCCAGGCUUCCUAAGGUUGGGUUAAAAUGUGCCAGUUCCUGGGGUGUCUUUUGUUUAACGUUUUAUAAAUGCUUUCAGCUCUUGGGGAGGAUAUUUCUAUUCUGGAUCAGAAUAAGUAUUUUAUUACCUCAUUAAGAGACGACCAUGCGCCUCUCACCCUGGGCCUCGGAGAUCGGAAGAAAAACUCCAUUACCCAGAAGCCCGUGCAGGGUCGCCGCGUUCCCACCGCAAGUGGGGGCUGCUCCUGUAGGGCUCCUAGCACCUGGGUCCGAAUCCCUUUUUGUGAGGAAUUGCUGUGUUUGCAUCAUUUCACUACAGCACGCAAUAAAUGAAUACCAUUAUUUUUCCUUA